UACAGUUGAAUGAUACUUAUUGUGGGGUAUUUGCGAGCACCAGUUACAUGGUUGUUACUAGGUGCCGCAGGGUUAUUACGCACUGUUAAGGUGGAGUGGAUACGUUUUCGAGGCAGUCAAGACCGAGCCACCACUGUAUAUACACGCUCUGGAAUAUAAGCCAACAAACCUUACUGUGUUGUUCCUGCCCUAUCUAGAGGACUUUAUUACACUGGCGACGAGGAUUUUCCGAUCCCUAUUUUGCGAUGCCGCACUUUGGGCACCUGGGCGAGUUCUCCGAAGCCAACAGGGCGGCGUGGGGCGAGUAUUGUGAGCGGCUGGAGCAGUACUUUCUGGCUAACAAGAUCGAGGACGCCGACGUUCAGAGAGCUGUGUUCUUGUCUUCUGUCGGGGAGGCUACGUACGGCACUUUACGUUCUCUGUGUAGUCCUCGUAAGCCUAAGGACAUAGUGCUGCAAGAGUUGUUAGAGACGCUUCAGAACCACUACGACCCGAAGCCUUCUAGUAUUGUGGCGCGUUUCCGGUUCAACAGUUGUAGAAAAUCUGGGACGGAGUCAGUGAGGGAUUAUGUUGCAAGGCUUCGAAUGUUAUCUGGCAACUGUCAGUACGGUGCCAUGUUAAACGAAAUGAUUCGUGACCGUCUCGUGUGUGGUGUGGAUGAUGAAGCCAUUCAGAGCAGAUUACUGGCUGAGGCAGACUUGACUCUCGACAAGGCAGUGAAUCUUGCGGUGGCCUUGGAAACUGCUGCGUGUAAUACUCAUGAACUGAAGCAGUUUAGUGCGCCACUUCUGACUACUGAGCAGCCACCAGCGGUGAGCUGGGUGGGGCAAAGCGAAACGCCUCGACCGAGGAAUAGAGUGAAACAUUACAGUGACCGGCCGAAACAGUUCUCGAAGUGCUUCAGAUGCCUAAGUGACAGACACAGCAACGUAAAUUGUCCAUUUAAACUUCGGCGGUGCUUCGAAUGUAACAAAGUGGGUCAUACUAGAGCGGCACAUAAGGCCGGUACAGUGUCUGUUGUAGAGGGUUCUGGAACAACCGCGGUGGCCGAGCCUUCCCAUGACGCUGGAACUGAUGGUGAAACAGAUGAGGUGUACAGCUUGUUUAACGUCACUCAGGCUGGUGCUGGGUCGGAGUUUCACCCACCUCUACUAUUGGCCGUGAAGCUUCAGGGACGGGACACUCACAUGGAGGUUGACACUGGAGCUUCAUGUUCUGUUAUGGGCGAAACACUCUUCCGUGAACUUUGUGGCCAGCAUUUUCCUCUUGGAGUUUCGGAUCGUGUGUUUCGAACCUACACAGGAGAGAAGAUCAAGGUACUCGGAGUGGCUGAUGUGGACGUCGCUUGCCAGGGUAAGGUGACUAGGAAAUUACCGCUAGUUAUCGUUAGAGGCCAUGGAAAAGGCUUAAUUGGUCGAAAUUGGCUGAAGGAAACCAAGAUGAAUUGGACCGCCUUGUUGUGUGGUGAAACUCUACAAAUUACUGAGAAAGGCGAGGACUACAGUAAUGUGUUUAAUGAAGAACUUGGAUGCUUCAUUGGUGGGAAGGCCCAUUUAUUCAUCGACAAGGAUGUAAGGCCACGCUUCUUCAAGGCUCGUCCGAUACCGCUCUCACUCCAAGACAAAGUGGACAAGGAACUAACUCGGUUGGAAAACGAGGGUGUUAUAGAAUCUGUGAAGUUUAGUGAGUGGGCAGCCCCUCUUGUUGUUGUCCCUAAGCCCUCAGGGGACGUGCGAUUAUGUGGUGAUUUCAAACUGACCGUAAACAAGGCUGCUGCGUUGGAACAGUAUCCGCUUCCUCGAGUGGAAGAAUUAUUCGCUUCACUCUCGGGAUGUUGUGUCUUUAGUAAAUUAGACAUGAGCCAUGCUUACAACCAGAUAGAAUUAGACAAAGAAUCCCAGAAGUAUGUCGUUGUUAAUACUCCCAGAGGUCUGAAAAGGUAUAAAAGAUUAGCUUUUGGUAUCCAUUCUGCAGUAGCUAUCUUCCAAAAAAUAUUGUCAACCUUGCUUGCUGGAUUGCCUCAGGUAACAGUGUUCCUGGAUGACGUGGUGGUGGGAGGUAAAAAUCAAGAAGAGCACGAUACUUUACUGAAAGAGGUUCUUCGACGGAUGUGCCAUGCUGGUCUGCGCCUAAAUAAGAAGAAAUGCCAACUUCGACUGUCUCAAGUUACUUAUUUGGGACACAACAUAAGUGAGCGUGGUAUAGAACCAACUGAUGAGAAGACCAAGGCGAUAUUGGAUGCUCCGCCACCUGAGGAUAAGAAGUCCCUGAGGGCUUGGCUGGGCCUUUUAAACUAUUACACUAUGCCCCGAACGGUGCCAAUUCCUGCUGAGAUGCUGCACAUGAUGGAACUGAUGGCUUCGGGACCUGUUUCUCAAGUUCAGGUCCGGGAGUGGACUCAUCGAGAUCCUGUGCUGUCUUCUGUGCUGAGGUUUGUGCGUGACGGUUGGCCUCGGGAUCUUUCUGGCUAUCCACCUGACAUCGCUACCUACAAGAACAGGGAGUGUGAGUUAAGUGUGCAAGAUGGAUGUUUGUUUUGGGGAAGCAGGAUAGUAAUUCCUCCGCAGGGCAGAGAUGACGUCUUAAAGGAGCUACAUGAAGGACAUUUUGGAGCAUCGAAGAUGAAAAGCAGAGCCAGGGCUUAUUUUUGGUGGCCGGGGCUGGAUCAUGCCGUGGAGAGUAUGGUCGGGAACUGCAGAGUUUGCCAGGAGCAGAGACCAAAGGAUCCACCUAGUGACCUUCGGCCUUGGGGUUGGCCCCAACGUCCUUGGAGUCGCCUGCAUUUAGACUACUGUGGGCCUGUGGAAGGACAGUUGUGGCUGCUUUUAGUGGAUGCGCACAGUAAGUGGCUGGAGGUACACAAAACCUCUUCCUCUUCUGCAAACAUAACGAUUGAGAAGCUUAGAAAAUCAUUCUCUAGUUUUGGUAUCCCCGAUACAGUAGUUAGUGAUAACGCAAGUUGCUUUGUUUGCCCCGAGUUCCAAGGUUUCUGCAACGCUAAUGGCAUCAAGCACAUCACAUCCCCUCCGUGGUCUCCGAAAAGUAACGGUCUGGUGGAGCGGGCUGUACAAACCUUCAAACAGGGCUUGAGGAAGCAAGAAGGGGGCAGUCUGGAUACAAGAGUCUCACGCUUCCUCUUCAAUUACAGGUCUAGCCCUCACAGCGUGACCGGGGUAAGCCCGGCAGAAUUGAUGUUUGGUCGCCCAAUGACAACGCCGUUGGAUCAUCUGAGGAAGGACUACCGGAGAGAGAGGGUGGAGCGUUACCAGUGGAGACAAAAGGAACAAUACGAUCGGCACGCCUGCUCGAAGUCGUUUGUUGAGGGUGAUCUGGUCUAUGUGUUUGCGAUGCCAAAGACAACAGGAGGAGCGAAAUGGAUGCCCGCAGUAGUGGUGGGAUGUGCUGGUUGCUCGUGUAAUGUGAGACUGGACGAUGGGAGAGAAUUCCGAAGACACACUGACCAUAUUCGACGUAGAACUUCCGAAGGAUCGGCCGUCGUAAGGAAUUGGUUGCCGCCACAGACUCCUUCAGACACGGACACUUCUUUAUCUCCGACAGAACACACUUCGUCGCUGCCUGAACAGACUCCAUCUGAGACUUCUGUCCGACAACGAACUGGAGAAUCAAGGGAACCCGGAGAUUCAGAUAAAGAAACAACCCGGGGUGUUACUGAGCCCGCUGUGGAUAACUCUCCAUCGGCUACCGAACAGUCUUCACAAUCCAGUCGCCAACAUGAGCCACCAAGGCUUGCCCAGGAGGACCAGUUACCAAGACCGCUGUUACGACGCUCGUCGAGAAUUUCUGUUAAGCCUAAUAGAUAUGGGUAUACUUAAUAAAAUUGUUAAUUAGGGUUUUGAUGUAACUAUGGAUAACUUUAACUAAGGUGAAGGGAUGUUAUACAGUUGAAUGAUACUUAUUGUGGGGUAUUUGCGAGCACCAGUUACAUGGUUGUUACUAGGUGCCGCAGGGUUAUUACGCACUGUUAAGGUGGAGUGGAUACGUUUUCGAGGCAGUCAAGACCGAGCCACCACUGUAUAUACACGCUCUGGAAUAUAAGCCAACAAACCUUACUGUGUUGUUCCUGCCCUAUCUAGAGGAC
Portunus trituberculatus (swimming crab) is the source of this 4099-nucleotide messenger RNA. RefSeq lists its product as uncharacterized. The transcript has 2 exons. Bases 246 to 3833 code for a protein of 1195 amino acids. Gene Ontology annotation, molecular function: nucleic acid binding. Gene Ontology annotation, biological process: DNA integration. Lineage: Eukaryota; Metazoa; Arthropoda; Malacostraca; Decapoda; Portunidae. The record is from RefSeq and is a predicted model, not a curated record.